AUGAACAGAGAGGAAAGUGCAUGUGAAAGAGAUGUGGGGUCCUCGCCCACACAGCAGCUCAGUUUACCUCAGGAACUCAAAGACUCAACACAAACCGCCUCCAAGAAGAAGAAAAGAAAAAUGGGCGUAUAUAAUUUUGUUCCCAAAAAGAAACCGAAAGUGUCCAAGAAACCGAAUGUCUCGUUGUUCUCUUCAAAUGCGCAGGAGGAUUCACAUACAGCUGGAUCCAAAGGUGGACAAAUGUCCAUUGAGGAGGCAUUCAAAAAUCGAGUUAGUCCUGAGAAACCAGAGAAACCGACUUCAGCGGCUGAGACAGAAACUGCAGCUGAACCGCCUAAGAACAAGGAAACAGAGGACCUUCCUCAAGGCCACGCUGAAGAAUACACAGAGCUGCCUAUACAUGCUCUGGCUCAUGAAAGCAUGUUCACAGCAAUCCCCACAGGUUUGCCGAAGGAUAAAGAGAACAUGGAGGCUGAUGACUCGCUGGAACCUCCACUGUGCAGCUGUCGCAUGGAGGCACCGAAGAACCAGGAUGUAGUAACUCUUGCUGAGGGCAAGUGCAUGGCUGUAGAGAGUGUUGAUGGAAAGCUGAGUUUAUGUCGGAAGGUGAUUCUGAA
This is a messenger RNA of Sinocyclocheilus rhinocerous, 617 nucleotides long. RefSeq names its product histone-lysine N-methyltransferase EHMT2-like. Gene Ontology annotation, molecular function: histone H3K9 methyltransferase activity; p53 binding. Gene Ontology annotation, cellular component: chromatin; nucleus. The annotation marks the transcript as partial. The transcript has 5 exons. The record is from RefSeq and is a predicted model, not a curated record. Gene Ontology annotation, biological process: negative regulation of transcription by RNA polymerase II; peptidyl-lysine dimethylation. NCBI's taxonomy places the organism in Eukaryota, Metazoa, Chordata, Actinopteri, Cypriniformes, Cyprinidae.